Messenger RNA from Botrytis byssoidea, 666 nucleotides. RefSeq lists its product as uncharacterized. The transcript has 2 exons. The record is from RefSeq and is a predicted model, not a curated record. Lineage: Eukaryota; Fungi; Ascomycota; Leotiomycetes; Helotiales; Sclerotiniaceae. Bases 1 to 666 code for a protein of 221 amino acids.
AUGGGUUCUAUACCAACUUCCGAUUUUGAUACUAUCAUCUUCGACUUGGGGAACGUGCUGAUCAAGAUGCCUCCCCAAGCACCUGAGGCCACAGAGACAACUUCCAUACUAACCCUCCGGCGCUUGUUCUCAACAUAUACUUGGAUGCGUUACGAAUGUGGUGAGCUUGGUGAAACGCAGUGCUGCGAGAUGCUGGGAAAGAGAUUUGGACUCUCACCAUCUACAAUCGCCAAAAUCAUCUCUGAAGCUCGAGAUACUUUGAAAUGCGACACAGCGGUUAUUUCCUGGAUUCGCGAAUUGAUGAAUGAGACACAUGGAUCACUGAAAUUUAUUGCUUUGUCAGCGGAUCUAGGAUUCUACCGACAUAUUCUCACAGCUACAAGAAGAGACCCCGGAAAAACAAUUCUUAUAGACAGUGACGUACGAAAUCUAGUUACCGCGUGCUUAUUGGGGAUGCGGUCCAUUCCCUACAAAACUCUACCUGUGCUUUCCAGAACAAUGAAAAAUAUUCUCUACGAUCCAUUGAUCCGGGGACAUAUGUUCCUGAAUCGCAACGCGAAACACUUGCAUCCUGAAACCGAUUGCGGUACUGUACUCAUGGAAAAUUUUGUACAAUUGCUCAUUCUGGAUGUUGCUAAUGAUGAGUAUGCGCUCCGCAAAACUUGA